Vanessa atalanta (red admiral) is the source of this 2584-nucleotide messenger RNA. Its product is annotated as zinc finger protein 277. The transcript is spliced from 2 exons. The coding region runs from base 70 to 1374 and encodes 434 amino acids. Lineage: Eukaryota; Metazoa; Arthropoda; Insecta; Lepidoptera; Nymphalidae. The record is from RefSeq and is a predicted model, not a curated record.
ACAUAGUAGCUUUUAAGUCUCAAAUCAUUUAAAAAAAUACUAUAAAUCAAUUAAAAAUAUAUAUAAAUCAUGGGUACAAAUGACAAACAAUUCUUUGGCCCUUUAACAUUACACCAGAAAAGUGAAAAGCCAUCUAUUUUUAAGUGUGAAAAACCGACGGAAUGUGCCUGUGUUCUGUGCGAUGAAAUAUUCCCGUUACCGGCUUCCGAGAAGCAAUUCCUAACACAUUUGUUCAUGGAACAUCGUCUGGUUAUAGCUGAUGUUAACGAAAUUGCUGACUUGAGAGGUUAUGUGAAGUAUUGGAAACAGAGAUUUAAAGAUCAAAAUUUGCCAUAUUAUUGCACAACUAUGCUUCUUGAUAACAAACCAGAUGGUACAAAGUCGAAAAAUGAAGAAUAUUUUCUACUAAGUGAUGUGUUACCUGAGGACAAAGAACUACGAAGCAAUCUUAGGCAGAGCAAAUUAGAAAUUCUAUUAGAAAGGCAUGCAUUUGAAAGAGAAGAUAAAAAUUACUCAAAAGAGUGUCUCUUUUGUCGAUAUGUCUCAAACGGCACUAGAGCUAAUUAUUUAAAUCAUCUGUAUGAAAAACACAAUUUUCAUAUUGCAAAGCCUGAUAAUUUAAUAUUCGUAGAUGACCUAGUCGAUUUAAUUGCUUCAAAAUUGGAAAAACUUCAAUGCAUUUUUUGUGAAGGCUUGUUUAAAGAUCGCACAAUUUUAAAAGAGCACAUGAGAAAGAAAGGGCACAAGAGAAUAAACCCAGCAAAUAAAGAAUAUGAUAAAUUCUUUUUAGUCAAUUAUGUUGGUGACAAACACACCCUGCCUACCUAUAGACUGAAUAAACCAAACACAUCGAAAUAUUCAAAUGCUAAUAAAGAAGAAUACGAACAGGAUUCAAAUGUAGACAGUGAUCCGGAAUGGUCAGAGUGGACUGAAGAAAAUGGACCCUUGAUAACUUGUCUUCUCUGUGAUCAGACCGAAAUGGAGUUUGAGAGCAUUCUGGAUCACAUGGAAAGAAAACACGAAUUCUCCUUUUCAAAAGCAACUUCUGGAUUUGAUUUUUAUCAUAAAAUCAAAAUUGUCAACUACAUCCGACGACAAAUACAUUUAAAACAAUGUCUGUCGUGUGAGACAAAGUUUGAUGAUUCGAGAAAUUUGGAAAAACAUUUAAAGGAAAUGAAGCAUUGGACGCUACAUAAGGAGAAAUGGGACCAACCAGAAUAUUACUUUCCGACCUAUGAAGACGAUUUGUUCCUGUGUUUUAUUCAUGAUGAGGAUGAAAGUUGGUGGUCAAGUGAUGAACAAGAAGUCGAAAAUCAGAAUAAUAUGUGUGAUAAUAUUUCAAAAGAAAUGGCAUUAUCAGUUUUAAGUGAUUAAGGCAUUACUUAUUAAUAUUUUACAUGAAAAUUGAUAUCUUCUUAUAUGAGAGGUGCUACAAUUUUUAAAAUAUAUGUCUAUAAAGAUAUUUAUCUUUUUAAAUAGUAUUCUUUUUAAUUUUAAAUGGAUUUGUAGAUAACUGGAGUUGUCAAAUAAUACAAAUCACAUUUGUACUUGGUAUUUCUAAUUAGUCUUUCUACAAUAUUUAACUAUUGGCAAAAGAAUUAUAAUAAAUAAUAGCAAAUAUGUAUAUACAUUAUUUUAGAACGAAAACUGAGUGAGUGGUCAAGGAAGCGACGUCACCUUUCAGACAUAGUAAAAGAUAGGGGCAUCCAUCUUGGAUUGUCAUGGAGAUAACAAAUUUAUGACUGUCAGUUGCAUUCUUAAUGAAUUUCAUAAAAUUUUGUUGGUAUAUAUAACUGAAAAUUAGAUAAUCAGUGUCCGUCGGUAUUUAUUUUAAACAUUUUAGUGAAUGGUCGAUUAUAAUAUAUAUAUAUACUGAUAUUGUAUUCCUGCUGAGGCUAAAUAAAGGUUUUUUUCCAUUAAUCAUUAUCUCAGUUGGUGGAAACUCAAUUAUCUAAUGAGCAGAGUUUUGUAAUUCGCAACUGAGAAAACUGCUAAGCCAAUAUACAUAAAGCUUAUACCAGUUGAUUCAGCAAGUUUUUGAGGUCUUAGUAUGCACUUAGUUUUAUAAGAGUAGUUGUGCUUUACGGUUUCAUUCGCUUUAAAUUAAUACUUAAACAUGCCCAGUGGGAAGUUUAUGUUCAUGUUAAUAAUAAGUCUUAUGAUAAUUUAUAUUGAAUGAAAUUAAUUGAUCUUCAUUAAGAGAUUGUGGAAGCAAUACUUUUUUUAAACUAGUAAUAUCUGGAUCUUGUGUACAUACUAUUAACCAGUUAUAACUGGAUAUUAUAAAGCAAUCUUUAAAACGCUGGUGCAAAUAAGGUUGGAAAAUUAUUAAAUGUUUUAGAUAAGUAAGUUACCUAUAUAAGGCAAUAUAUUUGCAUAGUUAUGACAAAUAUUUUAAAACACAAAAUUAUAUACUUAGUCAAUUUAAAUAGGACUUAAAAUCAUCUUAUAUUUAUUUUAUUUCUUUUUAUUAUCUAUAUUAAUUUCUAAUUUGUAAUUAAAAAUAUUUGAUGAUCAUUAAAGUCAGAUUAUGAAUAAAAAAACCGAUGGAGCUCGUGGAAGAUUACAGUGAAACAACGAUACG